AUGGCAAAACGGACUCUAGAUGCAUUCUUCAAACCAUCCACCAACACACCCUCAAAUCCAACACCAAAACGUUCCAAAAACGAGGAAGCCCAACCAACCCUCAAAACCUCACCACCACCCCAAACCACACCAUCAGAAGAACCAAUUCCCCCAAGCACACACCCGAGCUACCCAAUCCCAAUAGCAAAUCUACCCACACACAUCCAAGUCGGCCUAGAACACGCAACACCAGCCCGAGCACCCCACGAACAAAAAAACCAACCACACCUUGACCUCCUCCAUUUCCAACCGUACAUACCAAAAGAAACAGCAAAUGAACUCUUCAAAUUCCUCCGUCGCGAACUCCCCUUCUACCGCGUUCAAUACAAAGCACGAAGAGGGGAUACAGAGACGCAGAUAAACACACCUCGCUUCACGACUGUUUUCGGCGUUGAUGAGACGGCAUUAUUUGUCGAGGAUAAGAACAAGCACUCCAACUCCAACUCCAACUCUGAUACAAAUUCAGACUUGAAUGGCAACAACAACAACAGUCACGACCUCAACCUGGUCCCCCUGGACUCCAAAACAAACCUCCAACCGCCAAAACACAAAUACAAACUAACGCCGCGGCCUAUCCCACCCUGUCUGGAUAUCCUCCGGCGACAAGUGGAGAAAGCAACAAACGUGAAACAAAGCUAUAAUUUCUGCCUUGUGAAUUACUACGCCAGCGGCGAGGACAGUAUAGCCUUCCACUCGGACGACGAGCGGUUUCUCGGUGUCGAGCCUAAUAUUGCUUCUUUGUCGUUGGGUGGUGAGAGGGAUUUUUUGAUGAAGCAUAAGCCUUAUGCGCCUGUUGGGAAUGGGAAUACGAGACCUGUACAUGCAUUUGGAAUGGGAUCUGGGGCUGGGAUGCAGAUGGAUACUUGCACAACCCGAGGAUCCAAUCCCCGUUUUAAUGAUGGCAGUGUUUCAUCAACGCAGUUACAGACACAACAGCAGAUCAAGAUGAAUCUUGGUUCGGGCGAUAUGGUUGUUAUGCGGGGGCCUACGCAAGCGCAUUGGUUACAUAGUAUACCCAAGCGGAAAGGGAAAGCCGGGGAAGCGACGAAGGGUCGGAUUAACAUUACAUUUCGGCGCGCUGUUGUGCCAGGCGGGACGGAUAAUUAUUACCAUUAUAAUGUUGGGGAUGGGGGGAUGUAUCGGUGGGAUGAGGGUGCGAGGCGGAUGGUUGCGCAGGGGAGGGGCGAUGCAUAA
Penicillium canescens is the source of this 1233-nucleotide messenger RNA. RefSeq names its product Oxoglutarate/iron-dependent dioxygenase. The record is from RefSeq and is a predicted model, not a curated record. The transcript has a single exon. Bases 1 to 1233 code for a protein of 410 amino acids. Gene Ontology annotation, biological process: DNA repair. NCBI's taxonomy places the organism in Eukaryota, Fungi, Ascomycota, Eurotiomycetes, Eurotiales, Aspergillaceae.